CGUGCCUGUAGUGAUACAUUUUGAAUGUUCUUUAAGAACUAACUCAUGAGAACUGGGGACACCAACAUCCUCAUCAUCACUUUCGUCUGACCAACCAUCACUGCUUGAAGAGUCGUCAUCGUCAUCAGAUUUUUCUUGAGAAAUUGGUUCCUUAGAGAUCGUGGUUUUGUAACAAAGUUCGUCCUGUUCUUUGUUACGUUCAAAUUGCUUGAGAAGCAGCUGUGGAUUUUGUUUCACUUGUUGCUUUCCAAAAGACGCAGGAAUAGCCGCUUCCAUUCCAUCAAAUACUUCAGCAUUCUCAUCUGAGGAGCUCAUUCUCAUUUAAAGAGAAAACAACCUAAAACUAAAGAAGCCAACGUUUGCCCAAAAAUUGUGGCUAAUAACGCUGAUGAUGAAAAUUCAGUACGGAUUUCUUGUCGGGAACGUAGAACUCUACCUGCCACCUCUAGUACUCGUACUAAUAGCUCAAUCCGAAUAAAUGGUAGGACCGAUUCACGUUUUGCGCUUCUAUUUUUGAAUGACAAUUUUGUUUUCCUCGUCCUGCAUGGGUAAGAAGUCAUCGUUUGUUGUCCACCAAAAAGUCAUAUUACCGUCCAUUGCUCGAUUGCGUGUAUUGUCUCGUUCGAAAAGAAGGUUAAACAGUUCCUGUUCAUGUUAGCGGUUUCAUGAAUAUCGAUGGGUUGGAGCUGCCCGGAAGGGAACGGCCUCAUGGAGUUACGGUUAUAGAUAUGACGGUGGAGGACGCUCCGCAAAUCUUGGAAUCAAGUACGCAUACUGCUCCUGUUGCAUAUUACGACUUGACGCAAGAACGAGUUUCUCAAAAUGUCAACAGUCUUCCACCCUCACGGCAAGUCGAGACAUCUCAAAACAACGCAGCUCCAAGGUUUCGGGCUAUCAAUCAGCCGUCUGAUAUGGAGCAACAACGGCCGCGGUCGUUCACAUCACGAUUAACGAGCGAACAGGCUCGCAUCCUCCGAGCUAUUCGCUUUCCUAAUUCACGACUUCGACGUACUGCUGCUCCAAAGCCAAAAGAAAAAACUACUACUAGGGCCGCACAUGUUGGUUAUUCGGUAAACAUUCAAAAGGAACUUCCAAUUGUGUGUCCGGCUUGUGAAAAGGAGUUGGUCUCUAAUGAGGAUGUAUCUGUCUUUGCUACUAAGUGUGGGCAUGUCUACUGUUCAAAAUGCGCUGCUCCUUACCGGCGUAAAGCAGGAUCUUGCGUUGUUCCACAUUGUGGAGCUAGAAUAACUCGUAAGGCUAUUUUCCCAUUGUACUUCUAGUAAGUCUACGGGGAAUGUGCAAAGCUUCUACCUCUGAAAAGACGGCGCCAUUCUGAAAAUCGCAAUAUAUUUGCUCACCAUUCCGUUUACGUGAGCAUUCUAACUCAUACUCAAAAUUCGUCAAAUUUUACAGUGUCACAUCACGGCUGUUGUGUUCCUUUCUCCAUCACUCAUCCGAUUAAACAAAUCUCAUUCUCAUUCUCAUUCUCCCUCACUGUUUACCUUUUCAUUUCGGUAUCAAAAAUCUAACUUCCUUCCAGCCAUGUUACAAUAGUCACGGUUCUUAUUACUAUUAUAGAUCUCACCCACCUCCUUAAUGAAGUAUCUUCCUCACAUCAUUGCUUUUCAC
This is a messenger RNA of Schizosaccharomyces japonicus yFS275, 1629 nucleotides long. Its product is annotated as SUMO-targeted ubiquitin-protein ligase subunit Rfp2. Gene Ontology annotation, biological process: DNA repair; stalled replication fork localization to nuclear periphery; ubiquitin-dependent protein catabolic process. The record is from RefSeq and is a predicted model, not a curated record. The transcript has 2 exons. Gene Ontology annotation, cellular component: SUMO-targeted ubiquitin ligase complex; nucleus. NCBI's taxonomy places the organism in Eukaryota, Fungi, Ascomycota, Schizosaccharomycetes, Schizosaccharomycetales, Schizosaccharomycetaceae. Bases 666 to 1280 code for a protein of 204 amino acids.